This is a messenger RNA of Prorocentrum cordatum, 538 nucleotides long. The record is from the annotation of a GenBank genome assembly. Lineage: Eukaryota; Dinophyceae; Prorocentrales; Prorocentraceae.
CGGUCUCGGUGCACCUGUUCCUCCUCGGACCACCAGGACUUUCCUCACAACUGCUCCUUCUCUCCCCCUCCUCCUCCUCCUCCUCCUCCUCCCUCCUCCUCCUCCUCCUCCCUCCUCCUCCUCCUCCUCCUCCUUCUCCUCCUCCUUUUCCUCCCCCUCGCCGAUCAUUGGAGCCUUCUGGAAUCCGCGGCCUUCGCGUCCAGGCCCUUUUUACGUCGCAGCGCGGCAACGGCAGUCCGCUCGCGCGUCCUGGCAGCCCGGGCUGCGGGUGAUGCGAAUGGCCCGCAUGCAAGGGGAGGGGAAACAAGGCCGAUGCGGCGGCCGCAGAGGCAGGAAGAGGGAAAGGAGGGCGCACUUGCGCGGCGAGGCCGCGGGGGGGCGCGCGGGGCGGCCAAGCCCGGCGGAGCUUUUAACACCACGCCCCACAGAGGCCAGCAGAAGUCUGCGGACGUGCGGCAGGCUCGUGCCGCGACGACCCCGGCGCUGGCGCCCGAGGCAGCGGCAUUCGUGCAGCCUCGACCGAGCGACCGUUUCCUAA